AUGGUGUCCUUGGUGCCCCUGAUCACUAUUAAGUGUUCUUUUUUUUUUUUCAAGGCAAAGGAUGUAGCCGAACAAACGUUUCAGCUGGCCUUGGACAACUUUGGGUUGAUUCAGUACAGGGGAGCUCUCAGAUCCAAAGCUGUGUUUAGCAUACAGGCUGUCAACAAUGAGGGAACAAUCAUUCCCCUCAGUGAUGAGGACAGUCGCUUUAUGGUAAAAACUGCGUCCAUGAUGGUGCACGAUAUCCCAGAUCUCCAGUGUGGAGGAAACCUGGGAUCAGUAGUUUUCUCUGAGUCCUUUCUAGAGGCCAGCGUUUACAUUCAGCAGAGAGAUGGCGCUCUUUCCUCUGACAGCUGUUUCACUGUGCUCACCUCAUCAGUUCCUCGCCAUGUCUGCUGGCUGGUAGAUGAGGCUGAUGUGCGAAUGUCUGAACAGGCUCAGCAUCUGCUGAAGGAAGAGGAUGGUACGUGUUUGGGCAUUCCUCUAACAGUGAGAGACUCUGCCUACAUGUUCUCCAACAGCCUGCUGUCUACACCUGAGGAAGGGAAACUGGUGUUUUUCUCUGAGGGUAUCCUGUUUGUGCAUCCUCGUCACGGCUCCAUUACACUCUCUAUGAGUCACAUCAACACCAUUAAGCUCUAUAAUGGGGGCUCUCUGUCUGAUGUUUCAAUGCUGUUCAUCAAGUAUCAGACCUCUCUGCUUCCGCACCUUCCAUUCCUUUUACACAGUGCUGAUUUCUCUCUGGCUAUCGCUGUGCUUCCCAGAACCAAGAGCUACAAAAGCUUCUAUUCACAGGUCCUGCCAGCUUGGCGUAAGUCAGACUCUGGGUUGAGAGUGCAACACGUCCUCAAUGAUCAGCUGAGCCCUGAGCACAAGAGCAUGUACUUCAGGCUGUUAAAGCUUCAUGAGAUACAUACACCAGUGGCAAACAGCCACAGAACUGUUCUGAAGACUGCUUAUCCACAGCUGCCAGAGCAGGACAGGUUCCUUCAGCAUUUUGCCAUCAGCAGUAGCGUGGGUGAAGAAUCUGUCUGUAGCGACCACUUGUCUACUGUGUUUUCAAACACAGCACCUGAAAACAUCAAACCUGAAUCCAAGAUAAAGGUGGUCCUCACUAUCAUUGCAGGCUUGCCAGGCAGUCAUAAGGAGAAUCUGUGUGAUUUCUUGAUGGAAGUGAAUCAAAAUAGCGCCAGGUGGGAGGUGUUUUGCCCUGCUCUGGAGGGCUCUGAGGAAUUCAGUGCGUCACACCUUCAGCGGUUCCUGAGCAGCCUUCUGACCAAACAGAGGGAGACGGAUUUGAAUUCAACCAGAGUUGUGCUGCUUAUACCAGGGUACACCGAUGUGCUAGAUGUAAUCCAGGCAAUCACGGCUCAUCCAGACCCACAAGUUCACAGCCAAGUGACAGUGGGUGCCGUCUCAGCAUGUGUCAACCCACUCACAUCCUUCAUCAAACACAGGCUUCUCUUCCCCAAACUCCUGGAGCAGUGCAGUCAGGGCGUCGUCAGCAAUGUUAUCUUCACGGGUUUAACUACCGAGCAGAAGCACCCACUUCUCAAACACAUGCAGCAGCUGAUCCGUGCAUCCAAUCCCAGCACUGCAUUUAUUUCAGCAGAGAAAUGGGCAGUUAGAAGGACUGAAGAUAUACGGCUUAUUCUGAAUGACAGCAGUUUCUCACAGACUCGUAUGAUCAAUGCACGAUACCUGCUGUAUCCUGGCUGGUGGGAAGGCAGGUUUGUUUCUGGAAGUGGAUCACUGUCUAUGUCUCCGCAUUGCAUUGAGUUCAGUCGUCCAUUGGAAAAAGCAUUAUUUCUGCAGCGCUGCAAAGCUCUGAAAUCCUCUCUCAAACCCAGCUCUUUCACAGGAAACAUCUAUCACAUCAGUGGGAAAGUGCUGUUCUCUGACAAUGACAGACAGAUGGUGGUAAACUGUAACUCUAUCAGUGGGAAUGUGACCAUUGCCCCUGAUCAGGGGACUCACCAUGGCCCACGGACAACAAACAACUGUUAUCUAAUGUUUCACGGAGUGGGGCUCACCCAAGAGGGGCUGAAAGACUGGCUUCGGCAUUGUGCCAAACAGAAAGUUGCAAAAAAAAUCAAGAAGAAUAAGAGGACGCUCACCCCACAGGAGAUCAGAUACAUUCAUGUGAAAAGACACCUUGAUCCUCUCCCUCCCGGUUACUUCUACAAUGGUCAUCACUUCGUCAGUUUCUUUGGAGAAAAGCAAAACUUCCAUCCUCUGAUGGAUCAGUUCAUUGAUGAAUACGUGCAGGAGGCCAAUGAAGAGAUUGAACACUUCAACAGAAAGGUGGACCUGCAGCCUCACGUUGACCUCUUCGACCCCUAAUCCUCUCAUAUGACAAAUUCACUUUCCGGGAAAAGGGAGGGGAGGGUCACUUUACAAUCACUAAUGUCCACUAUCCAGUUACCCGCUCAAAACCGUCCAUUUCACAUGUUAGAAUGAGGGAUUUGCUGUUGAGAGAUGGGGAGGAUUUAGCUCACAGCCAGGAAGAAAUAUCACAGCCUAAUGAGAGAUCCUUUGCCCAACAUACCAUGACUGUAAAUAGUACCAGCGCCCUGAGAAAGCUGAAACGCUGUUGUGUAAAACAGCACUGCUAAAGCCUCAGAUGUGUCAAAACAUUCCUGUAAAGAACAAUAUUUUCUCUGUAUUAUAAAAUAGAAGGUAAACAGAAAGUCUAGGCUUAUAUAUAGGCUUCAAGGGAUGCCCAGAUCAUUACUCUCUCCGCUGUGUACAUACUUUAGUGCUGAGGCUCCCUGCAGUGAAGGUUGUUCUACUGUAAUUCCAGUGCCUAGCAGACAUAUUGAGCUGAAUCGUAAUGAAGGUUGUCAGUGAGGCUGAAAGUGAUCAAACAGAAGGCUAAUUUCCAGCCGUGUGCAUCUGGAAAAGCAGGUGCACUGCACCUGCCCUCAGUCAGCCUCUGUCAAUCUAUCGACCCCCGCUGUGUGGAUCAGGGCUGAGGAUCUCUCAUGUGCUGCAGUUCUCUUGUCAGCCAUUCCAAAGUCAUUAACGGUGCUUCAAGUAACCCCAUUUCGAGAGGGUUAGGGAAUCAGGGUAUGAUGGAGGGUUUAUUAUUAGAAGUUUUUAUUGACUUCAGUCAGAUUGACGUGUUGGCUUCGUUUGUAGCACCAGGGAUCGGAUUGGUGUGUUAAACCCAUGCUUGCCGAGCGUGUGCUGGUACAAAAGCAUGGCAGAAGCAGAAUUAGUGUGCUUAUAUCACCCCUGUACUGUAUUAGAUCCGUACCGUUCGGUAUUACGGUCGUAUUUUAAAUCUAUCUUGGGGUGUGUGUCAUUCUAUGCAUGUUUACUUGGACUAAUCACACACAGCAGGAGAGCAGCAGUGUCUUUUGAACUUGAACAUUUGAACUUUUGUCUAUAAGACGAGCCUUAAAAGUAUUGUUUUGAAACAAUUACAGCGCUACUAAAGGGAUGCACUUCCAAAGAAACCCAGACACUGCUGGUCUCCUCUGUGCUGCAAUAUACUGUACCGGUGUUAAUACACUACAUGGUUAGCAGUUCUUUCACCAAGCCAUAUUCACUCUUUACUGUGGAGAUUUAUGAGCUACAUAGUGCUAAUGUUGCUAUGGGCCUUUUUAGUGUUCCUUUAGAGAUUUCUAAUAUGGUAACUUUGCCUUUAUGUCUCUUGACACUUCUGUACCUUGUCAGUAUGCAAGUGCAGUUUUACUCAAGGCCGCCCUGUUGUGAAUAAACUCUGAAAGGACGUUGCUGAGAUGUAGAUCCGACAAGCAAAGACAAACCGACUACUCACUAAUAGGUGACAGAGCCUCAGAGGUAACCAGUCACUUCACGAGUGCUGAAACGCAAUCACCGAUGUGCCACACACACACACCGCUCAUUUAGCUGGUGGUGUCACUAUUAGUCGGGUUCUACACAGCAGCUGUCCUUAAUGGGUACAGGGCUACGUAACACUUAUAUAAUGUGUAGUUCAAAGUAGCGGCCAUUUUUAGCACAUACUAUCCACAUGUGUUAAGAUGUCUUAUCGAGUUCUAUUUAAGCUAACUGAAAUGCCUUUCACCAAACUGGAGCAACCAAGAAAGAAAUCGCAAGAGUUCAAUCUAUUUUUCAUAUUGGAAAAAAGGUGAUUUAUCUUUGCAAAUUCUAUUUUUCUAAUGCUGUGAAAUCAAUUCAAUUGGAGCCAGAUGAUAGUAUUCCUCAGGCGAAGCAGAUUCUCUCCUGUGAGAGAUAUUUGGCUGCCGCUGCAGAGUCUUGGCAGAGAGCAGGGGCAUCCCCGGGCAGAGCCAAGCGCCAGUGUUGGUGAAAGGAUAUGAAGAGUUGUUUAUCUAUGUAAGUGUAAAGGGCCAGUAAGGGUCUGCCGAGUAACAGAACGGCACUGGAGGGCCACCGUGUAAAACUCAAGAAAUUUGGGCUUUUUGUCAAGAGAUGAGAACUAUGAAUCUGUCUUUUGCUCCUCAUCGCAGAGGACUCUAGUGAGGCCCUCCAGAGGCAGUUCCUGGUAUUAUGUGAACCCCCUCUGGCCCGCACAACUGUGCUCGUGGAGCUGAGGUUAGAGGAAUAAAACGGAGUUUGGUGGAAAGGUUUAUGACAUGAAUAUGUCAAGAAUAAUUUUUAAUUUGCGGCUGCAAUGCUAUUUAGAUAGGAGGGAUAGAUUUAUGUCGUUUUGUUUUGCUGAACGCAAACCGGCCUGGGUUUUCCAAAAGGUCAAACUUUUAAAGAAAAGCACUUUUUUAGUCAUAACAUUGCCUUUGGUGGCAAACUCUUACUAUUAUAGAUAAAUAUUCUGACUUUCAGUGGUCACUGAAGGCUUGUUCACGACCAAAACUUUUUAUCUUGUCCAGCCCCUAAAUCUGAUUGUUGUUUUAAUAACCAACCAGAGGCUGAAUAUUCAGACAGCACGUGUCUUGUGUUCUCAGGUAUGUAGUAGAGUUGGCAACACCAGCAUUCAAGUUUUAUUUCAAACGUCCAUCACAACCGGCCUACAUUUAGUGCAUUUAGUGUUGUGGAUGAAUGUGCU
Messenger RNA from Sinocyclocheilus grahami, 5008 nucleotides. RefSeq lists its product as uncharacterized. Lineage: Eukaryota; Metazoa; Chordata; Actinopteri; Cypriniformes; Cyprinidae. The coding region runs from base 1 to 2343 and encodes 780 amino acids. The transcript has 25 exons. The record is from RefSeq and is a predicted model, not a curated record.